Adineta ricciae is the source of this 2526-nucleotide messenger RNA. Lineage: Eukaryota; Metazoa; Rotifera; Eurotatoria; Adinetida; Adinetidae. The record is from the annotation of a GenBank genome assembly.
AUGUGUUCAAUUCCAUUUCAGAUGAAUCCCAGAUGUUUUCUAUUACUUGCAAUUCUUAUUAUUAAUGUUUCAUCGAAUUUGCUCUUGCCUGAAUAUGAACAUUGUGAUGCGCCAUUGGGGAUGGAAUCAGGUACAAUUACUGAUAAUGAUUUGAGCUCAAGUUCAACACAUGAUGUGAGUAGUGUUGGUGCACAAAUGGCAAGGAUUCGAAGUGAAAUUGAAGGUGGAGCAUGGUGUCCCGACAAACCCAUUGGAAUCAAUUCAUACGAAUAUCUUGAAAUUGAAUUAUCGCAAUUAUUUUUUAUAAAUUCAAUUGAAACACAAGGUCGAUUUGGCAAUGGACAAGGUAGAGAAUUUGCAGAAUUUUAUCGAAUUCAAUAUCAACGAGAUAAUCAAUCAUCGGAUUGGCUUACUUAUCGAAAUCAAAUUACAAAUGACACAAUUCUCAAAGGAAACACAAAUACAUAUGUUGCAGAGAAACGUUCACUUUCUUCAGCAUUUCUCGCAAAACGUGUUCGAAUCAUUCCUUACAGUAAACGUUGGCGAACCGUUUGUAUGCGAGUUGAACUCUACGGAUGUCCUUACUAUGGUGGUGUGACUUCUUAUACAACUUCACCAAGUGUUGAUAAAGAUCACACAUACGAUGGUGGAAUUGGAAAAUUGACUGAUGGAAUUAUCGGUGGUGAUGAAAAUCAUUGGAUUAGUUGGAAUAGAUCGCCUGUUAUAAUUGAAUUCGAUUUUGAUAUGACACGACAUUUUAAGACAAUACAAAUCUAUACAAUGAAUCAAAAAUACGAAUCUGUUGAAAUGAAGUUUGAUGAUAAUCAUGUGGUGAAACAUCGCGUAUCAUCGAUGGAAUCUUCUUUGUCCACAGUAUUUUUUGAUAAAAUUCAAUUGAAUCAAUAUGGAAAUGAGUUUAUUGGAAAAAAAUUACAUAUGAAAUUUGAGUUCAGUCACACUCAAUUACUUUUUCUUACAGAAAUUACUUUCGACAACGAACCAGUAUCAUUCAUAAUCCAAAACGCGACAAAUUGUUCGACAAUAAUUCUUCACAGUUCAACUUAUGCAACAUCAACAUUGCUGAUUUUUAAAUUCGAAUGGUUAACAAUCGUUAUUAUCUCCAUUCUUUUCUUCGGCCUUUUUCUUCUUCUUCUACUUACUUUUCAUCGAAUUCGUCAAUAUCGUCUCCGACGACGUUCUCAUCAUCGUCUACGACAAGAUAGUAAUCUCUAUUACAAAUCCUCUCAAAUGACAACUACAACAAGUGGAUCAUGUACAUCAACGUCGAGUGAACACGAUGGAAGUACAUUACCUGUAGCUCAAAAGAUCACUCAAAUGUUUUUAUCUGGUAAAUACGAUGACAUGACCAGUGAACAACAAUCUAUGGGUUCGUAUAUUUAUCCCAUAACAUCAACAACAUCGUUACUACAAACUACACCAUCAUCAUCGGUAUUUCAAGGCGAACAAUAUGCUGUAAUUGAUGGAAAUUAUUCUUCAAAUACUUAUAAACAAUGGUCAAAUAAUAAUACAUUUCAUUAUGCAUCAUCUGAUAUUGAACAAAUUGAAAAAGUGUACUGUAAUCAACAUUUGAGCUUAUUUAAUUGUAUUAUUCCACGAGAAAUUCUUUCAUCGAAAAGUUCUCAUUCACCUCCGAUCGUAAUCGAUGAAUCGAAAUUGAUCGCCAUUCGAAAAGUAUCGGAAACUGGCAAUGGGGAAAUUUACUUCGGAAAUUAUUUUAUCAAUAACGAACCAAAAUGUGUGUUGAUUAAAAUAGUCAAAUCAAAUUCAAUUCAUUCAUCACGACAAACUUUUCUCAACGAAAUGGACAUUUUAUCACGGUUAAAUCAUCCAAAUCUGGCGUGUUUAUAUGGAGCACAACUCAAAUCUCUUUAUCUUGUUCAAGAACAUUCACAUUUCGGAAGUUUACAAGAUUAUUUUCAUACACUAUCAAAUCAUCAAACAAAUGAUACGACCUUUCAAAAGAUGAAUAUGUUUUUUGCGUAUCAAUUAGCAAAUGCACUUCAGUAUUUAUCACAGUUAAAUCUCAUUCAUGGAGAUGUUGCAACACGAAAUUGUCUGUUCUAUGCUGAUUAUACAAUUAAACUAACAGAUUGUGCAAUGGCUUUACCGCAAUAUCAACAUGAAUAUUGGAUGGGAACGAAUGGACAGUUAAUACCAUUGAGAUGGAUGGCACCAGAAGCAUUGACAAUGAACACAACAACAACAAAAUCAGAUGUAUAUUCAUUUGCAGUUACUUUAUGGGAAAUCUGGUCGCGAUGUUCUUAUUUACCGUAUGUAUCAUUAAGAAAUGAAGAACUUCACCAACGUCUUCUUAUGCGAGAAAAAGAUGCAAAAAAUGACACAUCAUUCAAUUUAUCUGUUCCAGCAGAUUGUCCUAAAGAAAUUUAUGAUUUGUUAUGCGAAUGUUGGCAUAUUGAGGGAACAAAACGACCGAAUAUAUCUGAUAUUGCACAUUAUUUUAAACGGCAGAUCGAUGCAACACGAUCAAAUUCUAGUUCAUCAUAA